AUGGAAUCGGUUAGCUUUUCGCCUUAUUCACUGUCAGUUGGAGAUACCAUUAUCAAGCUCAACGUUGGUGGUAAAAGAUUUCAGACCUCCAAGCAAACUCUAACGUGGAUUCCGAAUACUUUCUUUACAUGUUUGCUGGAUGGUAGAAUACCAACGCUGAAAGAUGAAAAUGGCGACAUCCAAUGCAACAUUGAUCGCGCUAUUUAUGAUCAGAUAUUUAUCGACCGUGAUCCCGAUGCAUUUAUACCAAUAUUAAAUUAUUUGAGGACGAAGGAAAUUGAUUUACGUAAUAUUGGUCUAUCAACGGUAAAACAUGAGGCGGAAUUUUACGGCAUCACGCCUUUAGUGAGACAAUUAACCUUGUGCGAAAACAAGUCCGACUCCGGUUGUGGAAGUUUGCAUUUCAGCGCCUACUUGUCUUCACCAAAUGAUGCAAGUAUGAAGCGUGUUUUAUCAGUUACUGGACAUUACAACUGGAUUGCAGUUUCAUUUGCUCACUGUAUUUGCUGUUAUAAAUUGACAGAAACAUCAGGCUGGCAGCUAGGUUUUACUAGUCCUUAUCUAGCAAAUUUUGCUGAGAAAAUGGCAUUAAACGUUCGAGUCAUUGGUGGAUCCCUCGGAGAUAAGAUGAUUGCGGUGGCUUCAGGAAGCCAAAUUCGUUUAUGGAGCUUUGGUUCUAUUCCUGUAACUCAAAUAGGAACUUUUGAGCUAUAUGUUAGCGUGGAUGCAUUGUUUUUCGUUGGUAGCCAUCUUGUUGCAAUAAGUCAUACAGGGAAGAUUGGUGUUUGGCAUUCUACAAAUCAACACUGGCAGAAACAAGAUCUAAUGCCUAUAACUAGUUGGGAUGCUGCAGCUGAAUUUCUUUUGCUGGGUUGCAGAAACGGUUGUAUUUAUUAUAUAGAUACUCAAAAAUUUCCAUUAAGAAUGAAAGACAACGAUCUUCUCGUUACCCAAUUAUAUAAGGAUCCUGAGAACCAUGCGGUCACAUCUUUAAGUGUUUACUUGACACCUAAAGGCAAUUUUGGAGGUGGUGGUAGCGGUAACUGGAUUGAAAUUGCUUACGGUACGAGUUCCGGAAUUGUUCGAGUUAUUGUACAGCAUCCUGAAACUGUUGGGCAAGGACCACAACUGUUGCAGACAUUUACUGUUCAUCGGAAUGCUAUUACUAAUGUUAUGUUAAGUGAAAAAAAUUUAAUAUCCGUAUGCACCGAGAAACAUGUUCGCACAUGGACUGUAACUCGAUUUCGUGGAAUGAUUUCUACUCAACCCGGAUCAGUGCCGUUAGCGUCAUACCGUGUCCUAACUUUAUCGAAUGUUCAAGAACCAUUCUAUGGUUUGGAGGCAGGAAAUCAAAUUGGUCCAUAUGGUCAUCGUGACGGCGAGCAAAUCUUUAUUCAAAAAGUUAUACCGGAAAUAAAUUAUCUUUACGUUCGAUUGGCUUCUACAGGGAAAAGGGUUUGUAAAAUACGCUCCGUAGAUGGUUCAAAUAUCACAUGCCACAGUGUACAUGAAUGCGAGGGAGUUGGUAGACUGAGUUCAAGGCUUCGAAAGUUCUUUUUUACUGGCCAUGAAAAUGGAAGUAUUCAGGUUUGGGAUUUAUCGACUGCACUUGAUGAUGCACAAAAGUUCUCUGAAACAAACGAAGCAUCUGGUGAUGGUGGUCCAAGUGAAAGUGAGUUACAAAAAAUCUUGGAACAGUGCGAUCUUGCAAGUGAUGCUAGAAGCAGUUGGCAUCGUGUUCCUGACAACAACAAAAGACAUGAACCUGUAGAGAAUGAGGAGAUUAGAGUUGGCUCUCCUAAAGCAGUAAUUUCUGAUUGUUGA
Messenger RNA from Trichoplax adhaerens, 1824 nucleotides. RefSeq lists its product as uncharacterized. Gene Ontology annotation, biological process: protein homooligomerization. The coding region runs from base 1 to 1824 and encodes 607 amino acids. The transcript has 19 exons. Gene Ontology annotation, molecular function: protein binding. NCBI's taxonomy places the organism in Eukaryota, Metazoa, Placozoa, Uniplacotomia, Trichoplacea, Trichoplacidae. The record is from RefSeq and is a predicted model, not a curated record.